UUCUCCUUCGCUAUGUAUAUAAAUCAGCAAUACCAGUCACAAUACAUGUAAUCAGUUGUAAAGUUUUGAGUACUGUUGCUGGGGAAAUGUAAAUUAAUCAUAGGUUAUAAGAAAUAACAUGAAACGUAUAGCAGUUAUUGGUGCGGGCGCUAGUGGCCUAACUGCUAUAAAAUGUUGCCUUGACGAGCAACUUGAACCUGUGUGUUUUGAGAGGACAAAUUAUAUCAGCGGAUUAUGGCACUACACAGAAGAGGUGGAGGAGGGUCAGGCAUGUGUUAUGAAAUCUACGGUGAUCAACACAUCGAAGGAGAUGAUGUGCUACAGUGAUUUUCCUAUACCAGACGAAUAUCCCGUCUUUAUGCACAACAAAUGUGUCGAUCGGUAUUUUCAUAUGUAUGCGGAUAAGUUUGGACUCCGAAAACAUAUAAACUUCAAUACAGAGGUUUUGUCUGUGAAACCGACAGAAAAUUUCAAGACAGAUGGUAAGUGGGAAAUUAAAACAAAGAACUCCGAGAACAAGGAACAAAAACAUAUAUUUGAUGGUGUUCUUAUCUGUACCGGACAUCAUGCAGAAAAGAAUAUACCUAAAUUCCCCGGGUUAGAUACGUUCAAAGGCAAGGUGACUCACACACACGAUUACAAGGAUUACCAUGGUUACGAGGACAAAAGAGUGUUGAUCAUUGGUAUUGGAAACUCUGGUGGGGAUGUUGCUACAGAGCUUAGUCGUAUAUCUUCUCAGGUAUAUUUGAGCACACGAUCGGGAUCAUGGAUAUUCAACCGUGUCGGCGACAAAGGGGUUCCUGGGGACAUGUUUGCCACCCGUUUCAGUGUCAAUAUUUUGAAGAAAUUUCCUCGAUUAUUACUGACGCUGGCGGAAAAGAAAUUAAACCACAGAUUUGAUCAUGAAAAAUAUUGCCUGAAGCCGAAACACGGUCUUUUUGCUGCUCAUCCCACAGUAAAUGACGAGCUUCCAAACAGAAUCAUUUCAGGGGGUGUUAUUGUGAAAGCCAAUGUAGCUGAGUUUACUGAAACCGGAGCGAUCUUUGAAGAUGGUACUGAAAUUGAUAAUUUGGACGCUGUAGUACUUGCUACUGGAUACAUAUUUGGUUUUCCGUUUCUCGACAAGGAAGUUUUAGAGGUGAAAGAGAAUAAAGUAAAUCUGUAUAAAUAUAUGUUUCCACCUGAUCUGUGUAAGACUACUCUGGCGAUUAUUGGGUGUUUCCAACCGAUUGGAGCAAUAAUGCCAAUAUGUGAAAUGCAAUGCCGAUUAGCCACUAGAGUAUUUAAGGGUUUAAAGAAUUUGCCCGAUAGUAAUGGUAUGUGGAAUGACAUCAAAGAUAAACAGACAGCCAUGGCGUUGAGAUACAAGAAAUCAAUGAGACAUACUAUACAAGUUGAUUACGUCCCAUUUAUGGAUGAACUAGCAGAAAUGAUCGGCUGUAAACCAGACCUAAGUAAACUCAUUUGGACUGAUCCCAAACUUGCGAUCGAAGUUUACUUUGGACCUUGUACACCUUACCAGUACCGAUUAAUGGGACCGGGACCCUGGAAUGGUGCUCGAUAUGCCAUCAUGACACAGUGGGAACGAGUGUAUAAGCCGCUGCAGACCAGACCUUGUGUUGUAAAAGAGAGCAAGGGCUUUGGAGCAAUAUAUAUGUUGUUAGUUGUUGCCUUAGCUGUACUGAUUUACCUUAUUUUGUAGCCUUGCAUCAUUCAACAAAUUUUAGUUUAAACAUAUUAUAUUUCAUUUUACACAGAAACAUGAGUGCGACUGAUCUUGUUGAAUGUCUAUCUUUUUGCCAUUUGAAACGCACUCUUCCCAUUUCGGUACUUCAGUAUUUUUUAGACUUCUGUAUUAUACUGAUUGCUUAUUACAAAUUGUGUCUGUUAUAACGUUAAUAAGCCUUUUUUAAAGUUGUCGCUUUUUCAACAAUUUUUUCUGACAUAACUUUGGGAUAGUUUUAAGAAUUUUAGGGAAAAGGGCCCCUGGUCAAAAUGUGACUUUUUUGAAGCGGUAAUCCGACAAAUUCGGUACACUUGAAUCGUAACCACUUAAUUAUAACAGUUUAGUAGUCUACUUUAUUUUUCAAGUUUAACUGGUAAAAAUAAAAUGAAUAUAGGAAUAACUCAUGUAUUUUUUCGUGUUAAAACAUCUACAGAAUGAUGUUAUAGCUUUAAAUGAAUAUGCGCCAACGCUAUCCUAACAUAAAACGUGAUAACAAUCUAAGAAAUGAAAACAUUGUGCAUCAACGUCAUUGAAUUUCCGGGAAAUGCGCGGGAAUAUCAGCGUUGUUUUAUCACUUUGACGACAUUUCCCUUUCAUAAGCAACAAAACUUACUUUGCUAGUAUAUUUUGGAUAAUAAAAAAUUUCAAAUGGGA
Molecule: messenger RNA, 2380 nt
Organism: Mercenaria mercenaria
Lineage: Eukaryota; Metazoa; Mollusca; Bivalvia; Venerida; Veneridae
Product: flavin-containing monooxygenase 5-like
Exons: 5
Coding region: 119-1702 (527 amino acids)
Molecular function (GO): N,N-dimethylaniline monooxygenase activity; NADP binding; flavin adenine dinucleotide binding
Source: RefSeq, a predicted model, not a curated record